UAACACAGGAAACUUGCUCUUACAGGACCGUAUAUGAAGAACAAAUGUGCCAGAGGAUCAGAGCUGAGAAUCAUUCUGGUGGGCAAAUCAGGAACCGGCAAAAGUGCCACUGGGAACAGCAUCCUUGGGAAGAAAGCAUUUGGGUCACAGCUGACUGCCCAGCCGUUUACUAAGACUUGCAGUGAAAGUCAGGGAAGCUGGGGAGAGAGAGAGAUAGUCAUUAUUGACACACCGGAUAUGUUUUCUGGGGAAGACCAUUCCGAUUCCCUGUGCAAAGAGGUGCAGAGGUGCUACUUACUCUCUGCCCCAGGACCCCACGUGCUGCUCCUGGUGACCCAGCUGGGCCGAUUCACCACCCAGGAUGAGCAGGCUGUGCAGAGGAUGAAGGAGAUCUUUGGAGAAGGUGCCAUGAGUCACACAAUUGUCCUCUUCACCCACAAGGAAGACCUCGAGGGAGAAUCCUUGACGGGUUACAUCCAGGACACAGAUAACACAGCCCUAUGCAAGCUGGUGGCAGCAUGUGGGGGGCGAGUGUGUGCCUUUGACAACCGUGCUACAGGGAGCGAUCGGGAUGGCCAAGUGAAGGAGCUAGUGGACCUGAUGGAAGACCUGGUGUUGGAGAGAAGCGGUGACCACUACACCAAUGGGCUCUACAGCCUGGUAACAGCGUCAGAGUGUGGACCUGUGUGCGAGGAGGAAAGUUUCAAGGAUUUCAAAAGAGCUCUUAGGAAGUACAUGGAAAAUCAGAGACGUU
This is a messenger RNA of Ailuropoda melanoleuca (giant panda), 754 nucleotides long. RefSeq names its product GTPase IMAP family member 2-like. Gene Ontology annotation, molecular function: GTP binding. Gene Ontology annotation, cellular component: endoplasmic reticulum. The annotation marks the transcript as partial. Lineage: Eukaryota; Metazoa; Chordata; Mammalia; Carnivora; Ursidae. The transcript has a single exon. The record is from RefSeq and is a predicted model, not a curated record.